GAAGUUACUUGGAGGAUGCUAUAUUUAAUGCCAUCAGCUGCUGGGUUUUCUUCACCUUUUUAUUUAAUGGAGGGAAAGGGAGUGGGGAAAGCAACUUGCAUUCUCUCUCUCUCUCUCUUUCAAUCCCCCAUUUCUUCUUCCCAUUCCUUACCCUCUGCAAUUCCAAUCCUAUAACCCAUCUUUAAUUUAACCUCGAUCCCCAUUCUUUCUCCCUCUAAAAUCUCUCUCUCUCUUUCUCUGAACUCUCUCUCUAAAGAAGAGAAGCAAGCAACAGUGGAGGGAGGAAAUGGUGUAGCAAUUUGAUCACACAAAGAGGGAAGAAGUGGUAUUUUUGCGAUGGAUGUUUGUUCUUCAAAACCUUCUUUGCAGACCCAUGAUCAAGAAAUUCAAGCUUCCAGACCUCACUCAAAGGAUCCAAAACCAGAGUUGCAGAUUCCCAAAUCAGAGUUGCUAAAGGCUGCCAAACCAGAGCUACAGGCUGCAGAAUCAGAGUUAUACACUGCAAAUCCAGAGUUACAGGCUGCAAAGCUUGAAUUAUACAUUAAGCCUGAGUUAUACAGUGCAGGGCCAGAGUUGCUGUCUGCAAAACCAGAAUCCAGUCCUUCAUCAAAGAGAAGGAAAGUGGCUCCAAAGACAGUAGUGACAGUGAGAAUAGCAGCAGCAGCAGCUGGGAGCCAAAAGGGGGACUGUCCUCCUUCAGAUUUCUGGUCAUGGAGGAAAUAUGGACAAAAACCAAUCAAAGGUUCUCCUUAUCCUAGGGGUUACUAUAGAUGUAGCACAGCAAAGGGGUGUUUAGCCAAGAAGCAAGUAGAGAGAUGCAGAACUGAUGCUUCUAUGCUCAUAAUUACCUACUCCUCUACACAUAACCAUCCAUUGCCUUCUCAACAAGCCACAAAUCCACCAUUAAAGAAACCCCAAGAAAAUUUAGCCCGAAACCCAGUUCCGGUAUCCCCCAAUUUGGCCAAAACCCUAGAGAGCCAGACAGUGGGUGAAGCCCCCAUUGAUGAUUUCUUCUCGUUUCAGUCACCCAUGAGAAGCCCUGAGGACUUGAAUCAGGAAAACCCAUCGCCAUUGACUGAGGAGCCUGUGUUUGAAGAGCCCUUAUCUUAUCCUCAUAUAAUGGCCUUCUCAGAACCCAAAACAGAGGAGGGCAAUGAGUUCUUUGAUGAGCUUGAGGAGCUCCCCAUUUCCUCAUCUUUUGCAGGUCCCAUGAGGAAUAGUUUCUUCGAUGAAAGGAUACUCAUUCUCCCUUCUUAACACACCAUGCCAAAGCUCUCUCUCUCUCACUAAUGGAAAUGGAUCAAGGAGUAUGCAAGUCUGGGUAUCUCUAUAUAUAUGCUUAAUGGAAAUGGAUCACUGAGCAAGAAUGUCUUGGUACUAUGGCCAUUUACCCUCCUCCUCUCUAUUUCUAACUUCAUUAAUGCACCACCUUUAUUGAUGGAAAUCGAGCUAGGAGUAUGAAACUCUGGGUAGCUUUAUUAAUGGAAAUGGAACUAAAACUAUGAAACUGUGUAUGGUCUUACAACCCCCUCUCGCUCUUUUUGGGUGAUCUCUCCCUCCCCAACUUUAAUGCACUAAAUUCAUUAAUGGAAAUGGGCUAGGAGUAUGAAACUGUGUAUAGUUUACAAUCUCUCCCCCUCGGAAUUCUGUGAUCCCUCUCUCUUCUCAAUUCAGUGAUGCUCUAAAUUCUGAAUUCACAAAGCAUGGAUGACUUUUUACCACGUCUCCCUCCCUAAGUUUUAAUGGAAGUGUUAAAAGAGUACGAAAGAGCGGCUCUUUUUAUCCCGGAAUAGAUGAAUACGGUAAUGGAGAUACUUCUUUAUGCAGUUGAUGUCAAUUUAAAGAAGGCACGAGAUUCAUGCCUCUCCUCCAUUUAUUAUUAUUACAAUAAAGUUGAUGGAAGGCCUACAUAAAAAGAGAGAGAAGCAAUGCUUUAGAGAUUGUUACAGAUAUUCUGCCAUGUAAAAAAGCUUGAAAGCUUUUUGUGAGUGGCCCAUGUAAUGAAGACAAUCUAGGUGAUUCAUAUUGCCACUGCCCAUUUUCCUGAUGCCACCGAAAAACAUGGUCAUAAUCCUUACUGAGAAGUUUCUUUUGCUCUAACCUGAGAAAUCUUUUUGUUUCCGAAUAUUGUCUGUACAUAUGUAUAUUUGGAGAUCCGCGUAUUCAAUCUUUAUAUGAAAGCUAGGAGUCAGUUGAUGGUAAUAUUAUAUUGUGAUUUCAAUUGAGCUAAUUAUGUUCUGAUUGCGUGA
Amborella trichopoda is the source of this 2249-nucleotide messenger RNA. RefSeq names its product WRKY transcription factor 22. Gene Ontology annotation, biological process: regulation of DNA-templated transcription. Lineage: Eukaryota; Viridiplantae; Streptophyta; Magnoliopsida; Amborellales; Amborellaceae. Gene Ontology annotation, cellular component: nucleus. Gene Ontology annotation, molecular function: DNA-binding transcription factor activity; transcription cis-regulatory region binding. The record is from RefSeq and is a predicted model, not a curated record.